UCAUUGACGUUCAGCGAUGUGGCUGUGAAGUUCACCUGGGAGGAGUGGCAGCUCUUGGACUCUGCUGAGAAGAACCUGUAUUGGGAUGUAAUGUUGGAGAACUACAGCAACCUGGUGUCCGUUGGGUAUCAAGUUAGCAAACCAGAUAUACUCUCCACCUUGGAACGAGAACAACCAUGGACUGUAUCAGAUGCAAGCCAUAGUGGGAUCUUUUCAGAAAUCCAGCAAGGUGAUGGUCAUCUGCUUGGGCACUCAGAAAAUGAAAGCAGAGUGGAAAGAAUGGAACAGUGCUAUAAUCAUAAUGCACUAGAAAAUGUUCAUCAGCACAAAAAUAAUUUUCCUAUGAGGGAAAAUCAUGGUAUGUUUGACUUGCAUGAAAAAACUGUGAAAUCAAGUGUAUCGACAGUCGACCAGAGCAGAAGCGACGAAAUAGCACACUCUGCUGAGCUUACUGAAGAUGAGAAAGCUUCUCUCCAUGCUGACCAUGAGCCAUUUUGUACUGAAAUGAAAUUUCCUGAGAGUAAAAAAUCUAACAGCACUAAGUCCCAACUCACUAAGCAUCAGAAAACUCACAAAAUACAGAAACCACAUGUAUGUAGUGAAUGUGGGAAAGCAUUCAUCAAAAAGUCUUUCCUCACUAAUCAUCAGAUCGUUCAUACAGGUGAGAAACCACAUAUAUGCAGUCUUUGUGAGAAAACCUUUCCUAAAAAGUUUAAGCUCACUGAGCAUCAGAAAACUCAUAGGGGAGAGAAACCCUAUAUAUGCAGCGAAUGUGGAAAAAGCUUCUUCGAGAAGGCAGAUCUCAUUAUUCAUCAGCGAAUUCAUACUGGAGAGAAACCGUAUGUAUGUAGUGAAUGUGGAAAAGGCUUCAUCCAGAAGGGAAAUCUUAUCAUACAUCAGCGAACUCACACUGGAGAGAAACCCUAUGUCUGUGGUGAAUGUGGGAAAGGCUUCAGCCAGAAGUCAUGCCUCAUAGGACAUCAGAGGUUUCACACAGGAAAGAGUCCCUUUGUAUGCAGUGAAUGUGGAAAACCUUAUUCCCAGAAGUCUGGUCUCAUCAGUCAUCAGAAAAAUCACACGGGACUGAAACCUUUCAAAUGCAAUGAAUGUGGGAAGGCCUUCAACACAAAGCCAAAGCUUCGUGUACAUCAAAGAUCUCAUACAGGGGAGACACCGUAUGGUUGCAGUGAGUGCGGGGAAACCUUUGCCUAUACUUCUUCCUUAUAUUUACAUAAAAGAAAACACACAGUUCAGAAAUGUGUAGAUUCGAUCAAGGUGGAAGACACUUCCACAGAGAGUCACGCCUCGUCACCCACGAGUGAUCGCGUGCAGGAGAAAAGUCCUGUUAAUACGGUGACUGUGCAGAUGCCUGUUGUGGCGGCUCAACCAUCAGUAAACAUUAGUGGGCUCCUAACAAAUAGGAACAUGGUCCUUGUGGGCCAGCCUGUGGCCAGAUGUGAACCCUCCAUAGGUAGCAGAGAGUUUGUACAGGGGAGAAUCCUUAUGAAUGCAGUGAAUGUGGUAGUGCCUAUGAAUGCAGUGAAUGUGACAGUGCCUUCAAUGAUCAAUUACAUCUUAUUUUAUGCCACACAAAACCCAUAG
This is a messenger RNA of Orycteropus afer afer, 1602 nucleotides long. NCBI's taxonomy places the organism in Eukaryota, Metazoa, Chordata, Mammalia, Tubulidentata, Orycteropodidae. The record is from RefSeq and is a predicted model, not a curated record.